AUGUCAAAUCUUGGGAAUAAAGGCUCUUCCAGGAUCUUAGACUCCGACAAGUAUCAAAGGCGGCAGAAGGGUACGAAAGGGAAGUACAGUAAAGAUAAAAAGCUAAAUGCAGGGUUGAAGAAGGUUGACAAACAGUAUAAAGAUGCUGUCAAAUCGGCUGCCAGGACGGAAAUAUUGUUGCAAGAGGAAGCAGGAUUCUUGGAGGCAGAUAGUCCAAUGGAAAAAACUUUCAAAUUCAAGCAGGGUGAAAUACAAGAUGCUGUGGAUAUAGGUACAUCUAAUAAGAAGUUUUCAUUGAGCUUACCUGAUUAUGGCCCUUAUACGAUGAACUAUUCGCGAAAUGGCCGCAAUCUCUUAAUAGGAGGUCAGAAGGGACACGUCGCUUCUGUAGACUGGAGAACUGGAGGCUUAAACUGCGAGCUCUUCUUGAAUGAAACAGUGCACGCAGUCACAUAUUUGCAUAAUGAUCAGUACUUUGCUUGUGCUCAAAAGAAAUAUACAUUCAUAUAUGACAAGACUGGCGCUGAGCUUCAUAGACUAAAGCAGCAUAUAGACUCCAUAUUAUUAGACUUCUUGCCCUAUCAUUUCCUUUUGGUGAGUGCAGGAAAUACCGGUUUCUUGAAGUAUCAUGAUGUGUCUACUGGAGAGUUAGUAAGUGAAUUAAGGACCAAAAUGGGUCCCACUCAAGCUAUGAAGAAAAAUCCUUGGAACGCUGUUAUGCAUCUAGGUCAUGGUAAUGGGACAGUCUCGUUAUGGGCACCAAAUAUGUCUACGCCCUUGGCAAAGAUACAGUCAUGCAGAGGUCCAAUCAGAGAUUUAGCCAUUGAUAGAGAAGGAAGAUAUAUGGCCGUGGCUGGAGCUGAUAAAUCUAUAAAGAUAAUGGACAUAAGAAAAUUUAAAGAAGUUGAUAAUUACUAUUCCCCUACCCCCGCAUCUUCGUUGGAUUUCUCUGAUAACGGAUUAUUGUCAGUUGGAUGGGGACCACAUGUGACCGUGUGGAAAGAUGUGCUAAAAGCAAAGCAAUCAGAUCCGUAUAUGAACCAUUUGAUACCCAGUUCGAGGGUUGAGAAGUUGAAGUUCUUGCCAUUCGAAGAUAUUAUUGGAGUCGGUCAUCAAAAAGGGUUUUCUUCGUUGAUUAUCCCUGGCUCUGGUGAGGCCAACUACGAUUCUUUGGAAAUUAACCCUUAUGAAACAGCGAAGCAAAGACAAGAACAGGAAGUCAAAUCAUUACUUAAUAAGUUAUCGCCAGAUACGAUCUCACUUGAUCCUAACGUCAUAGGCACUGUCAAUAAGAAUGCUAACAGUAUACGGUUGAAGCUGAACGAAAUCAAUGAGUUAUCUGAUGGACAGAAUGGCAACAAAAUGGAAAUUCGACCGGAGGUCAAAGGUUCAAACUCUUCCUUGAGAAAACAUUUGAGGAAAAAGCGUCAAAAUGUUAUUGAUCAAAGGAAAAUGAAAAUUGAGAAGAACUUGAAGCUUGAGAAAGAAGCAAGACAAAGAAGAUUGAAUGAGUUAAAUGGAAAGCCAGAGGAGAAAGAUUUACUCGGCUCUGCAUUGUCCAGAUUUGAGUAA
Messenger RNA from Priceomyces carsonii, 1572 nucleotides. RefSeq lists its product as uncharacterized. The transcript has a single exon. Bases 1 to 1572 code for a protein of 523 amino acids. Gene Ontology annotation, biological process: maturation of SSU-rRNA from tricistronic rRNA transcript (SSU-rRNA, 5.8S rRNA, LSU-rRNA). Gene Ontology annotation, molecular function: protein binding. Gene Ontology annotation, cellular component: nucleolus; 90S preribosome; small-subunit processome. NCBI's taxonomy places the organism in Eukaryota, Fungi, Ascomycota, Pichiomycetes, Serinales, Debaryomycetaceae. The record is from RefSeq and is a predicted model, not a curated record.